AUGGGAGGUCACAAAGUUGGGACGGGGGAUGGUGGAAACUACAUUGCAGCAAAAUUAGUGGACAAACAAAGACAUCCAGAUGCAAGUUUCACACUUGAAAAUGAAUCAAAUGGUAUGGGUCUAUGCCAUCCUAAUAUAAUACACAUAAUUAAAGUUAUAAAUCCCAAUAAACAGUUUGGAAUAGUUUUAAUGGAAAAAUGUUGUGGUACGGAACUUCAAAAACUCUUGGAUGAUCCACAAUAUCCCAUUACUGAGGCAAGAAAGAUAAGGUAUACACUUGACAUUGCUGAAGCUCUUCUGUACUGCCACAGAAGGAAUAUACUACAUCUCGAUGUGAAGCCAAGAAAUGUUAUUGUCUGUGAGAAUACCGAUAGAUGUAAACUUUUUGACUUUGGAAGCUCAUUAAAUUUGAAGAAGCAAUCAAAAAAACAAAGGAACUUAAUGUCCACAGUAAUAUAUACAGCACCAGAAAUGUUUAAAGGGGAAGAAGAAACACCAGCAGUUGAUGUUUAUGCCUUAGGUAUAACUAUGUGGCAGAUAGAGCAACGUGAAAUACCAUAUAGUAUGUAUCACACUGCUGAAGAAUUAAUACUACAGGUAAGUGCUGGCCUGAGACCAAAGCUGAGCAGUACCAAUGACACCUACACUGCCUUAUACAGAGAAUGUUGGAAGGAUGAUCCUUUGUGUAGACCUAACAUGCUGCUGAUUACUCACAAAUUAUCUGAAAUGGCUGAUGAACACCUUAAGUCUCAGAGAAAAUACUAUGAUCAGAAAUGCUUAGGGGAAAAUUGUUUUUAUUCUUCACUUAAAUGA
Molecule: messenger RNA, 813 nt
Organism: Schistocerca serialis cubense
Lineage: Eukaryota; Metazoa; Arthropoda; Insecta; Orthoptera; Acrididae
Gene: Mos
Product: serine/threonine-protein kinase mos
Exons: 5
Coding region: 1-813 (270 amino acids)
Biological process (GO): negative regulation of metaphase/anaphase transition of meiotic cell cycle; positive regulation of MAPK cascade; signal transduction
Cellular component (GO): cytoplasm
Molecular function (GO): ATP binding; protein kinase activity
Source: RefSeq, a predicted model, not a curated record